Molecule: messenger RNA, 1290 nt
Organism: Polistes canadensis
Lineage: Eukaryota; Metazoa; Arthropoda; Insecta; Hymenoptera; Vespidae
Product: WD repeat-containing protein 61
Exons: 8
Coding region: 350-1237 (295 amino acids)
Cellular component (GO): Cdc73/Paf1 complex
Molecular function (GO): protein binding
Source: RefSeq, a predicted model, not a curated record
UUAAAAAACCGACCGUCACAAGUGGUGACUCCCUUAACGUUGCACUAUUCUGCAUUUUUUUUCUGUUCACCUGCUUGGAUUUUUUGUUUUGGUUCGGCUACCUUGACUACUUUCGGCUAUCCUCGGCUACCUUCGGCUAUCCUCCAACGAAGAAGAUGUAUCUACCAAAAAUAAUCAAACAUAACCAUAAAAAACAUUUCAACAACAUAUACAAACAAAAGUUGAAGGAAUAUGGUAAGAACAUUUUUGUGUGUGAUAAAUUAAAUAUUCUUUAGUUCAUAAAACUGAAAAUGCACAUGAAGACAGUAUUUGGACAUGUGCUUGGGCAUGUCCAAAGAAAAAAAAAGAUAUGAAUCUUGAUAUGGAAGAUUCGAGAGAUUCCAUGCAAUCGAAUGAUGAUGAGAUACCUGAGUAUAUAGUAACUGGAUCGGUGGAUGAUUCUGUUAAAGUUUGGGAGCAUAAAAAUGAGUCUCUAUAUUUGAAGCAUAAAUUAACUGGACAUUCCCUUGGAGUGGUUUCAGUAGCUGUGAGUUCGGAUGGUUUAAAGUGCGCAUCGAGUUCGCUUGAUUCUAGUUUGAAGAUAUGGGAUUUGGAGUCAGGUGAAAAGAUGUCUAACAUUGAAGUGGGACCCGUUGAUAUUUGGACAGUGGUAUUUUCUCCUGACGAUAAAUUUGUUGUAUCCGGUAGUCAUUCUGGUAAGAUACAUUUGUAUGGAACGGAAAGCGGAAAACAAGAGCAAACGUUGGAUACAAGAGGUGGAAAAUUUACACUCAGUGUUGCCUUUAGUCCUGAUGGUAAAUAUAUUGCUAGCGGUGCGAUAGAUGGUAUCAUUAAUAUCUUUGAUGUUACUUAUGGUAAAGUUCUCCGUACAUUGGAAGGUCAUGCGAUGCCUAUCAGAUCCUUAUGUUUCUCUCCUGAUUCUCUGUUACUCUUGACCGCAUCGGAUGAUGGACACAUGAAAAUAUAUGACGUAAAAGAUGCGAAUUUAGCAGGAACCAUGUCAGGCCAUGCCUCUUGGGUACUCGGGGUUGCUUUUGCACCUAAUGGAAAAAGAUUUGUUUCCAGCAGUUCAGAUCAUACGGUCAAAGUUUGGGAUUUAGCGCGUCGUAACUGUUUGCAUACAUUUAAAGAGCAUAAUGAUCAGGUAUGGGCAGUAAAAUAUCAUCCACGAAAGAACAAUACAAUUGCGUCGGUAUCCGAAGACAAAUCAAUUAAUCUUUAUGAUUGUCCUUUAUAAUGCAUAAUAAUUAUAAAAGUAAAUAUACAAAAAUAAAGAAACAAUUUUCAUUA